UCUGCCACUCUCCUGCCGCGGUCCCGGCACCAACUACGAAUAUCGCGACCCGACGAACUAGUUUACCAGAGUCCACUUUAUGGUCUCCGACGCGACCGUGGUUCUGUUUUGAGCGUAUACUCCUCGCGGUCCGGCAGGCGGCAAUUCAGAUUUCUGAAUUCAGUAAUCAGUUUUCCCGCGACCUUCGUAUGGUGCAUGUUGCAUAUGCUCUUGCCUUUAUUUUACGCUCCCCAUGCGUGUCUUCGUCGCUUCGACGUCCUGUUCGUCAAUAUUAACAUUUUAAUAUUAAAUAUCGUUGCCGUAUAUGAUCAUGGUCGAUCUUUACGUAUAUCUUGUAACGCUGGUGUUUGCCAUCGAAAUCUCUGCGCAUUCGGAUUCGCAAAAGGAUAUCAUUCGUUUGGAAUGCAACGAAAGAUGUCAUUUACAGAAUGAAACUACAAAUCACGGAGGACUCUUAUGCAAUUCUGAAUGUAUAGUAAAUCAGUGUAUUAGAGGAUGUGCUUUAUGGAACGAGGCACUUAGUAGUAAUUGUUCGAAAGUUUGUGACAAAUUUAAUGCAAAUUACAUAUCUCAAAGCAAAUUAUAUUGUAUUGCAGGAUGUCAUGAUGCUAUUACUUUAUACUUCCAAAGGAUCCAAUUUGAAAUUGGUCCUUUACCAUCCCCGACAUUAGUACCAGAUUCUCUAUUUGAUAAAUCUCUAAAACUUCAAUGGAAGGGUGUAAAGAGGAAAAAUUUCAAGUAUAGAGUUCAAUGGAAAUUAGAAAAUAAUCAAGAAAAUUGGCAAUAUUGCCAAAAAGAAACAUGGAAUAAUGACUCUAUUAUCCAAUUGGAGAAUCUCCGGCCUUAUACAAAUUAUCAAUUUCGUGUGGUAUUACUGUUACCAUGGGCUGGAGUAAUGCAGUUGGUAGUUUCUGAAUCAAGUGUGGUAAUCAGUACACAUCCCAGCAAAGUACCACCUUCAAUGACACCAGAAAUUGUGAGAACAAUUCCUGCAGAUUCUAGUAUAUCAGUUACAUGGGCAGCUAUUCCCUUUCCUUUAGCCCCAAUCCUAUCCUAUCACUUGACCAUCCAAGAGCCUACAAAAGAGUACACCAUCUUCAAGGAAAUAUUGACUGGUAAAGAAAAUGAAACGGAAAAUUUUUAUAUGUUCCGUAAUUUGGAAUCAGCAAAAAAUUAUUCUAUUUCACUUGCUGCUAGAAAUGAAUAUGGUGUAGGACCAAUGGCCAAUGUCUUUGUCAAAACUCUCCCCACAUCAAUGAUAAAAUAUACUCCUGAACCUGUACACUUAUUCCUUGUAUCAGAUCAUAAUAUAUUUGUUAAAACGAAAGAAAUGAUGGAUACACCUAUUAGUGUUUAUUUCACAAAUCAAACAAUCAAUGAUAUAUCAAUUAAUGUGCGAACAAAUACUAUUUACAUAUUGGAGUCAACGGGUUCUCUAUUGUCAUUUUCAAAUAACAAGAUAAACAUUUUGUUAACAACUGAAAGAGAAAUUUUAAUGGACAUUACUGUUGAUUGGCUAAACAAUAAUCUAUAUAUUUUAAUGUCAUCAAUAACAAAUGGAAAUACCAUAGUGUAUACAAUAAAAAAAUUUUAUUUAGACCAACAUAAAAUUGAAAAAACAGUUUCUGGGUUUGAUUCUAAACCACUCCAAAUAGAAGUGGAUCCUUGCAAUGGAUUUUUAUUUUGGACUACAAAAUUUGGCUUAUAUCGUUUGGACUUGAAAACUGAAGUAACAUCAAGAAUAAUUUAUCACAAAGAUAUUGGUCCAUUUGUGAUUGAUUAUAUAAAUUUUUGUUUGUUGGUAUUAUUCCAAAAGAAUAACACAAUUAUGUCUGUUUCUUUUGAUGGUCAAGAUUUAACAGAUAUUAGAAAUAACACAAUAACAGCCCUAUUUGAUGAUGCAAUAACUCUAUCAUAUGUGAAUGGGUCAUUUUAUUGGUCAAAUGGUUCAGAAUUGAUGGGAGAAGAUUAUUUUAUUAAUGAACAAAAAUACUAUCAAAAUAUAUAUCCGGCUAUGCCUUUUUCCUACAAAUUAAUACUGUCUAAUUAUACUGAUCAACAACCUAUACCAUUUCCAAGAAAUCCACCACAGUCUUUACAAGCAAUCUCUACAUCUAGUAAAAUGAAAGCUACCUGGCAGGCUCCGCAUUUAUUAGGUGGACAGGGACGUAGUUCAUGGCAAGGAUGGUCUUAUUUGUUCUCAAUAAAAUUUGAAAAUGAAACAAAUUGGAAACAAAUUGAUACUAAUAAAACAGAAAUUGUAAUAGAUUCUUUGACAGCUAGAACAAGUUAUGUCAUAAGAGUAGCUGCAUAUUCUUCUUCAGGACAAGGACCUUGGUCUUCGGAGUUUGUAGUUAAAACAUUAAAUCAUAAUGUAUCUGUACUUUGGGGAAAUGCACAACAAAUUUUGAUAUCUGAUAUCAUGGGUGAUUUUAUAGAAUCAAUCUCAAUUAAUGAAGAUGAAGUAAGCAUAUAUGUUUUGUACAGUAAUAACUUAGACGAUGUGGCUUGGUAUGAAGAUUGUGUUUUCUAUGUGGUUAAUUCAAGUAAAAUUAAUUGGCUGAAUUUAACGAGUCGUCAAGGAAGUACAUUAGAAGAUAUUAAUAGUGUUCAAAGUAUUGCAAUUGACUGGUUGGGUCGGAAAAUAUAUUGGGCAGAUCCAUCAAAACAAUCAAUACUUAGAGAAAAUUUAUUUGGAGGUCAAAGAGAGUUACUUUUAGCAUCUAAUAUUGCUAAAGAAUUGAAAGUAGAAUCUGUUGGUGGUUACUUGUAUUGGUCGACAGGGUUCGCAGUGAAAUCCUCAAAACUCAAUGGAAAAGAACAGCACAGUUAUUAUAACACCGAUUACUUUUCUGGAAAAAAGGUUAUGAGUUUAGCUGUAGAUUCUGUUGGUAGCUGGGUGUAUUGGAUACUUCGGGAAAAUGACAAAUCAAAAUUAUUCCGUGCACCAACUGCUGAGAAGCUGAAUGAUUUAAAUAAUCUAAAUCCUAUUAAAGAAUUUGAUAACUCGUGUACUGAAGGACCUUUAUUCUAUGUAGACCAUCAUUUGCUGUGGCUUCAAAAGGAUAAUGACAUAAUGAUGAGUGAUACAGAUGGCCAAUAUCCAGCAAUCAUAAGAGCUAUGAAUUUAUAUGGAAUUCAGACAUUUAGUGUGCGUGACCAAUAUGCUCAUCCAAAACCAAAAGGUUUAGAAACAAAUGUUAUUCCAGAGGAAGUGGACAUUAAAAUGAUAAAAGUUAAUCAUAGAAAUAAUGAAAGUGUGUAUGAAAUUAUCUGGGAGCCUGUGAAAACUGUUAACCAUGGAUUAGUUUCUUAUACUGUUAAAGUUUUGGAAAAGGAAGAUAGUAAAGUGGAUUCUUUAUUUGAAACACCAAAUACCAAAGUAUUAGUUGAUAGUACACCUCUUGAAAUCAGUAUCAAAGCUUCUACAGUUUGGGGUUCGUCACAAGUAGUAACGGUAUAUUCUCCAAUUCCUACUGUACCAUCAGAUAUACGUAUUUUUGCUAACUUCAGUGAUGACAAUUAUACAAUGAAUAUCAUACUUCAACAUUCUACAAUUCAAAAUAUUACAAACUAUGAAGUUAAAUGUUAUUACCAAGUAACAAAUUACUGGAAAAUGUGUUCAAAACAAGCUAUUGUGUCACCUAACACUCAAACAAAAUGGAUAGGACUUUCUAUUUAUUCAGAUUUAUUGUUUAAAAUAAGGGCUUGUUCUCUGGCUGGCUGUAGUGGAUGGAGUCAAGAUAUAAUAUAUAAUCAAACCUACAACUAUGCAAUUUUUAAAUUUAAAACUGCUAUAGUGAUUGGUUCCAAAAUAUUGAUUUUCAAUUCAAAUAAACAAAAUAAUCAACAAAUAAUGUUACUAACAAAUAGUUUGGUAACUAGUUUUACUCUAAACGAUAUGGAAGAUAUUGCAUUUUGGACUGAUAGUAAAACUAUAUACAGUUCACCAAUUAAUAAAUCAAUUAAUAAUAAAAUUUACUCAAUUUCUGAAGUUAAUAUGAAAAUUGAAAAUCUUUCAUUUGAUUGGAUAUCAAAAACACUCUUUUGGUGUGAAGUUUCUGAAAAUCGAUCAAAAAUUAUGGCCUUCGAUAUUAGAGUAAAAACAGUUCAAAUAGUGAUGACAAGAUCAAAUAAAAUAUUUCCGUCUUCAGCUGUUCUUUCUGAAGGUUUAUUUAUUUGGAUUGAACAAAUUCCUGAUUCCAAUGAAAAACAUAUAUUAAAAAGUAACAUGAGUGGCACAGAUGUUGAAACUUUUGUAUAUUCUAGCAAUAGUAAUUGCAAUUGUUCUGAUUUGUACCCGUUUGAUAAUGUAUUAACAUCUUACAUAUCAAAUAGUGGUAAAAUGAGACUUCUGUGGGUUGAAGGCAAACAUAGAAAUAUUAUUGUUUCUGAUAUCAAUGGUUGUAAAUGUUCUGUAAUAUUUAAUGUAAAUUCAACUUUUAAUUUAACGUCACUGGCAGUUGAUAAACACAAUAUUUACUGGACAACAAACCAAUCAAUGUGUUCAAUAAGAAUUAAAGAGUUAAAUGAUAAACCCACUAUAGAAAAUAAUGCAUCAUUACAUUGUUUAAAUAAUAUAACAGCUGUAUAUACAAUUGACGGAUUAUCUGAAUCAUUUAGGUUACAACUUGAUUGUCGUAUUUUAAAUUCUGUUUUAUACUCCGUGCCACGAGAGAAUGUCCCAACCAAAUCAUGUUCAAAUCUGUGCAUCCCCCACUUGUUUGACAUGUCAAAGUUGCACGAUCAGUCUGCAAUGUUAUAUAGUGUGUAUCAUGUUGUAAAGUGGGAGGAAACGGGGCCUCGUAACAGUCGCUGCCGUCAGUCUGCAUGCCCGAAACGAGUUCCUUCUCUCGUGGUGCAGAGUAUAUUUAAAAGACCGUGCCCACCUGGAUUUCCUCAAGUUAAUCAGACAUUACCAUCUGUUUACAUAGUGUAUUGGGAUCCGUCCGAAUCGCGUGUUAAAAGUUAUUCAUUAGAAAGAAUAAUUAUUAGUGAAAUGAGAAAUAAAAGAAGUUUGAAUUUAAAUACAAGUAAUUGGACAACCGUGUACAGUGGACCUCAAAAUCAUUGGUUCAUGUCUGAUGUGAAACGUGAUGCAGUAUUUAAGUUCCGUGUUAAGGCAGAGAAUCAUCAUGGUUGGUGGAGCGAUUAUAGAACUUCAGAUGAACCCUUCAAUCCCCAAUACCAAGUGGAAACUUUAAAAAAUGAAGAUGUUCCUUGGAAAAUAUUACUAACAGGAUUUAUUUUGAUUUGUCUUUUCUUGACAAUGUUAAUUAAGUAUUUAGGUUCAAAUACUUCCAAAGGACCUAUGCGACCGGAUGUAGAAUUAGGGAGACUCAGAGAGAUGCCACAGCGACCAACUUUUUUUCAUGCUGUAAAUGUGGGUUACCAAGGGGCUGUGUUAUUUCAAAAAAAAAAAAAAAAUGAAUUGCCUAGCAUCAAGCGCGAACAAAUUACACUUACAAAACGAUUGGGGUCUGGAGCUUUUGGAGAAGUUUUUGAAGGAAAAAUUAAAGAUGUAGUGAGAGGAGAAUGUGAAACACGCGUUGCGAUUAAAUCAUUAAAAGAAGGUGCUAGUCACUGUGAAGUAGAGGAAUUUUUAAAAGAAGCAAAAUUAAUGAAUAAUUUCAAUCAUAAGCAUAUUUUACAAUUAAUUGGAGUAUGUUUAGAUAAUGACCCCAAUUUUAUUAUUAUGGAACUCAUGGAAGAAGGUGAUUUACUGAGUUAUUUAAGGAAAAAUAGACAAACUAAUGUAUUGAAUCUUAGUGAUUAUGGACAAAUGUGCAUAGAUGUAGCCGAAGGAUGCUCAUAUUUAGAGCAAAUGCAUUUCAUACAUCGCGAUUUAGCUUGUCGAAAUUGUUUGGUAUCAUCUUCUGAUCCUAAAGAGCGAAUUAUAAAAAUUGGCGAUUUUGGACUAGCGAGAAAUAUUUAUACCCAUGAUUAUUAUCGGAAAGAAGGAGAAGCUUUACUGCCUGUUCGAUGGAUGUCACCAGAAUCACUAGUGGAUGGUGUUUUUACCAGUCAAUCUGAUGUUUGGGCUUUUGGUGUUCUCCUAUGGGAAAUAAUGUCUGUAGGACAGCAGCCCUAUCCAGGACUGUCCAAUAUAAAUGUCAUGUACCACGUCCAGCAUGGUGGAAGGCUUGAAAAACCAAUCAAUUGUCCAAGAACUUUGUAUAAUUUGAUGCAAAAAUGUUGGCAUGUUGAUCCAGAGAAACGACCAAGGUUUGAAUACUGUUUAAAGGUAUUGAAAUCAUAUAUGGCUAUGCCACUGGACUAUGUAAAUGUCUCCCAUGAUCCACAACUGCACAAUGUUUCUGAGAAAUACACAAUAGACUUAACCCGUAUCGAGUCACAACAGAAAUUGUCAAAUAAUCAUGAUGGAUACGAAAUACCUAAUAAAAUUAUAAAUAACGAAUACCUAGAACUGUUUAAUGAUAAAUGCGAGUACCUAGAUUUAUCAACACCUACAGUUAAUAUAGUCGAUAAUAGAGAUUCAGAACCAGAAUCAAUUCCAGAAGAUAAUUUGUAUUGUAACAUGAAUCCAGAACUUAUAGGAUGAAUUGACAAUUGCAUGGCAGAAUCAAAGGCAAAAAGACUUAAAAUUAGUUGUUUAUUAUUUUUGUUGAUCUAUAUAGAAUUUUGUAAAGUGGUUAUAUAAUUAUUGCCCUUAUUUAAUAGCUUUAAAAAUUAUUUUGGUAAAUAUUGAGUCAAUUCAUAAUUUUUGUUUAAAUUUAUAUUUUGUUGAAUUAUUUUCUAAGUUUAUCUGAUUAUAAUAUUGGUAUCUACUUGAAGCCAAUGACAACUACUGUUGAAUGGUACAGUAAGUGUGUUAUGUAGUAA
This is a messenger RNA of Acyrthosiphon pisum (pea aphid), 6843 nucleotides long. Its product is annotated as proto-oncogene tyrosine-protein kinase ROS. Lineage: Eukaryota; Metazoa; Arthropoda; Insecta; Hemiptera; Aphididae. Gene Ontology annotation, cellular component: signaling receptor complex; plasma membrane. The transcript has 29 exons. The coding region runs from base 305 to 6562 and encodes 2085 amino acids. Gene Ontology annotation, biological process: regulation of TOR signaling; protein phosphorylation; multicellular organism development. Gene Ontology annotation, molecular function: transmembrane receptor protein tyrosine kinase activity; ATP binding; protein binding. The record is from RefSeq and is a predicted model, not a curated record.